CCGGCCUUGCCGCCGCGGCUUCUCCUCGCCUCCACUAAUCCUUCCCUGGAGCUCGAACGCCCGACGGUUCAUCUCCUCCCUCUUUCCUGGCUGCUUUGUCUCCCCACCUCCUUCCUCCGUCGCCGGCGUCGCCAGCGCCGGGCGCCAUGGGUUGCGGUGGCUCCAAAGAGGACGUGGCCACCGGCAACACCACGGUCAACGGCGCCGGCCGCGGCGGCAAGCUCUUCCGGAGGAAGUCCACCAUGUCCGCCAGCCACCGCUCCUCCCACGCGUCCUCCCCCUCCUCGUCCGGCAACAACUCCGUCGCCGUCAAGGACGUUGUCAAGGAGCCCAAGGCCGUCGUCGUCGAGGUGGCUUCGGACGGAAAGGCCGUCGCCGUCGUCGAGGACACGGAAGAGGAGGUGGUGGUGGCCAAGAAGGAUGUCCCCGGCGACGAAGUUUCUGCCACGGUGGACGAGGCGCCGCAACCUCCUCUGAAGGAGGAGGACGAGCUGCCGAAAUCCACCAUGGCCGAUGAGGCGCCGGUGGUGGAGGAAGCUAAGGUUGAGGCGAAGGAAGCGGCAUUAGUACUCAUCAAGGAGGAGACCAAACCCGAGGAGACCAAGGAGGAAGAGAUGUCUCCUGCUUCCACAAAUGAGCGUGGAGAAUCAGCCAGGCAGAGCACCAUAGAACACAUGGAGGCCAACCCCGUUGACGAGCAUAAGGUAAAGGAUGAUACGCCCCCCGUGCCAAAGCCGUCGUCCUCGGUGAAUAGCGCAUCUGCUACUGUUGUCCCUAACCAAAUCGAUGGCGAACUAACCGAGUGAAGGCGAGAGGCACGAACGUUGCAAGCAGGCAUGCGGGACACGUGAAGAAAGACAUGUAUGUAGCCAUGAUGAUGUUGGUGGAUGUGCAUUUCUUUUUCAUAUAUACAUGCCAUGCUCGUCCGCAUCCAUUUGAGAAUGGUUGUUUGUCGAUCAGAACCAGUCAAUCUAUGCACUGAAUGCAUCACAUGAUUUUAA
Hordeum vulgare subsp. vulgare (domesticated barley) is the source of this 1001-nucleotide messenger RNA. RefSeq names its product gelsolin-related protein of 125 kDa-like. NCBI's taxonomy places the organism in Eukaryota, Viridiplantae, Streptophyta, Magnoliopsida, Poales, Poaceae. The transcript has 2 exons. The record is from RefSeq and is a predicted model, not a curated record. Bases 147 to 806 code for a protein of 219 amino acids. Gene Ontology annotation, molecular function: ATP binding.